GCGUGCAUGCGUAUCCCGUCCGGUUGUCCAGUUAGUUUUGUCAAUGCCCGUGAAAUGAUACCCUCAAUGCUACCGAGAACCUCCACAUGGACGAACGAAUGCAGUGUCUCUCCGGCGGGGUGAAACGACCUCUAACAAGCCACAACAUGUGGUAUGCUGCAGAAAAGUCAAUUCCUUCAAUGAGAGACAUUCCCGAUUCCUCCCUCGGACGGAAAUUCAUCUUUGCUACCGGGAGACGAGGAACGCGAAGAGAAGACGAAACCGGCGGCCUUGAGCAACAUCUGGUCACCAUUGAAAUCAUGAGGUGGAAUUUCCCAAACAUCGCAACAGCCCUUCUAGGGUGCUUGUCUGUUCUACCAUCUGCUUUUGGGUGGACGAAUCCGAUCCGCAACCCUGGAGGGAGCGAUCCUUUCGUUGCAUAUUCCGGGGGCUAUUACUACCUGCUCACGACAUCAUGGACGAAUGUGGAAAUCGCACGGUCAACGACUGUAGCCGGUCUUAAGACUGCAGCCAAAAAGGUCGUGUACUCUUCUACUACGGCCUCAAGAUGUUGCAACGUCUGGGCCCCAGAGGUACACUAUCUUGGUGGCAAAUGGUACAUCUAUUUCACCGCAGGCAAUGCCGACAAUCUGGAUGGACAGCGGCUGCAUGUUUUGUCUGGCGGCAGAACCCCUUGGGAUGAUUAUACCUACACCGGCCAGCUGACGAAGGAAUGGUCGAUUGACGCCUCUGUCCUCCGCUUCAACGCCUGGGGCAACUUCUUGAUGUUUUCCUGCUUCCAUGGCGCUAAAUAUCAGUCAAUCUGCCUGCAGCAGCUGGGCUCCGACUACGUCUCUCUCACAGGAGAGAUUCAUGUCAUUUCCCAACCGACCCUGCCUUUCGAAAAGAACAGCCACCCGGUGAACGAAGGUCCUGUCGCUCUGUACUUCAACGGAGUGACAUAUAUUGUGUACUCGGCCUCCUACUGCUGGUCGCCUGACUACUGUCUUGGGCAGUUAACUUGGGAUGGCACCAGUGAUCCGCGAACAGCCGCUGCAUGGACCAAGCAUAAUGGAUGUGUUUUGUCGUCUGCCAACGGCAAUUACGGAACCGGCCAUAACUCUUUCUUCCUGAGUCCCGACGGAACCGAAACUUGGAUUGCCUAUCAUGCAACGAGCAACAGUGCUGGAGCGUGCGAUAACAGCCGAUACACCAUGAUUCAAUCGAUUGGAAAGCAUACAAACGGCACACCGAAUUUCGGAAAGCCUGCCCAUUGGUCUCAUGCGUAUGGCGAACCAUCUUCGUAGAAGGGAGAUACUCUGGGAGUGAUAUGAAAGACACUCCUGCAUCAGUGGAAGUUUAGUAUCUUGGUGUCAAUGGUGAAUAGCAGGGCCAUCCUAUACUGCUCAUGUUGAAUGAUAGCAACUAGCUAAAUAACUCUUCCUUCUUUCUGUGCUUUUUG
Molecule: messenger RNA, 1441 nt
Organism: Aspergillus ochraceoroseus IBT 24754
Lineage: Eukaryota; Fungi; Ascomycota; Eurotiomycetes; Eurotiales; Aspergillaceae
Product: glycoside hydrolase family 43 protein
Exons: 3
Coding region: 87-1286 (399 amino acids)
Biological process (GO): carbohydrate metabolic process
Molecular function (GO): hydrolase activity, hydrolyzing O-glycosyl compounds
Source: RefSeq, a predicted model, not a curated record